UCUGAGCGGCGAGCGUCAUGGUCUCCAGCGGCACCAGCGGUAACGUGGGAAUCACUGGCCGGCCCGUGCAGUAGCUGGCGGGUCUCGCGCCCUGCUGACGUGCCACACCGCGUCUCACGUGCUCACUUGUGCGCUCGUGUUUACGUGCCUCGCCGCGGGGCCUAAAUGGAUUGUUGCUAAGUGUUGGUUGUCUGAAUGUUUGAGUGACACAUGAAACAUAAUAUUGUAAGCCUCAAAUAAACUUGCCACGAUGCCGCGCCCGUGUCGUGAGAGUUACGGGGACCAGAAGCCGCCGUACUCGUACAUAUCCCUGACCGCCAUGGCCAUCUGGAACAGCCCGGAAAAGAUGUGUACACUGGCGGAGAUCUACAAGUUUAUUAUGGACAACUUCCCCUACUACCGCAAGAACACUCAGCGGUGGCAGAACUCGCUGCGACACAACCUCUCCUUCAACGACUGCUUCAUCAAGAUCCCCCGUCGCCCCGACAGGCCCGGCAAGGGCGCCUACUGGACCUUGCACCCGUCCGCCAUGAACAUGUUCGAGAACGGCAGCUUCCUCCGCCGCAGGAAGCGCUUCAAGAUCCCCAAGCCAGAGAAGGUAGCGCUGGAGGCGGGCCUGGCGCACCUGCACGGCCGGCCGAUGGACCCCCUGGAGGCGCCGCGCCUGACGGAGGGUUCCUCCUGCCCGGAGAUACAACCACACAACAAACAGCCCUUUACCAUAGAAAACCUGGCUGCCUCAGACGCCAAGCCACCCAUGCUGACGGCGCCCACACCCAUGUACCCACCAGGCACCCACAUGGCCCACCUCAACGCCCACUUAGCAACACUCAGAGGCGCGGGAGCUUACUCAGGGAGAAACCUGGGUUUCGGAGUCCUCAAUCCUCACAGUCUCUUUCCCCACCAGGAGGCCAACCUUGCUGCCAGCCUCACGCCCACCUCCCUGGGCACAUCCUUCAGUUCUUCUCUCAACAGUACCUUCAACUGCUCCCUCAGUACCUCCCUCAACAACUCGCUGAGCGGACACUUGGCGGCCACUCUGGGCGGGUCCUUGGGUGGCUCUCUCGGGAGUUCCCUCGGCACCCUUGGCGGCUCCCUCGGGGGUCUAGGGGGCCUCGGUGGCCUAGGUCACGGUGUCGGCCAUUUAGGGAGUUCAAUGCCAUCCAGUUUGGCCACGUCGCUGCAGCAGCUGUAUAGUGCAGCGUUGGCCCAAAUGCCCGGCCUGCACACCCAUGCGGGCGGCCUACCAUCCCCUCUGGCCCGCCUGCCCCCGCCAACUCUGUCCCUGCCUGUUCCAGUGCGGCCCACGCCAAUGCCACCUGCGCUGUUCCAUGCCCUGCCGCCCACCAACCCGCCCGCGCUCCACACUCUGCCGUCUCUCUCACUCUUCCACCAAAAGUUGCGUUGUGCCGCUCCUCUGCUGCCGGAGGACAACGUGCCGGAGGACAACGCCAUGGACUCUCCCUGUGAGGACAAACACACCUCACCUGCCAGCGCCGACGCCCCCACCACCCUCCGGCCACCCACGGCGACCACCCCACCCCCGGGCGGCACCGCAGCCUCACCCCAGGGCAGAGUCAUAUGACAGUAGUGACAGCGGGCCGGUACACCCGACCCGACGUCAUGCUGCCAAAAUGUAUUUAUGUAGGGGGAGAGAAAAUGAGUUAUUAUAGCCAGUGAUAUUUUAGGGCGACGACCAACAGUUUUGUAGGUAGAUGUGCCAGCGACGGUGUGAGUGAGUGCCACAAACAGUGCUGAUACAAGACUGGUCGGUGCCACACACAAGUCCCAACGGUGCCAGCCAAGGUACCCCCGGACAGUGCCACGGAAGGGGUUAAGUGUAGUGUGUCAUGGCCAACCAGCGACACCUUAACGAUAUACGAGUAACGAUAAUAUUUAGUGCCAGUGAUCUGUGACUUAGGAGAGACUGACGCUGUGGUGCUCCUGAGGGCGCCUCUGCCUCCCCCAGCUGUGGGAGAGGCCGAGAGUGCCGCCUCUUAAGUACGGGUGUCCUACAGUGUCAUCAGGAGCUCCCUGCGUUGAAUGGACAACUAAGGAUCUCCGGACCCGCCGCCCACCACCGUCCUCCGCACCAGGAUCAAGCAGGAAGUAUCCGACGGCGGCGCUGUAGGAACCUGGGGCAGCGGUCGAGGGGCAUCCUGGAUCUGUUCUACUCCCUGGGGUCCCUCGGGCAGCCCUCCCCCACCCCAGAGCCGCACGCGAGCUGUGGCCACGUGCCCGGGCGGCAGGUGGCUGUCAGGCCGCGCGACCCUUCACACUCUCACGUGCUAAUAAACAUAGAGUAGUCACACCUGUAUC
Messenger RNA from Homarus americanus (American lobster), 2319 nucleotides. Its product is annotated as forkhead box protein B1-like. Gene Ontology annotation, biological process: anatomical structure morphogenesis; regulation of transcription by RNA polymerase II; cell differentiation. The record is from RefSeq and is a predicted model, not a curated record. Bases 251 to 1585 code for a protein of 444 amino acids. The transcript has a single exon. Gene Ontology annotation, molecular function: DNA-binding transcription factor activity, RNA polymerase II-specific; RNA polymerase II cis-regulatory region sequence-specific DNA binding. Lineage: Eukaryota; Metazoa; Arthropoda; Malacostraca; Decapoda; Nephropidae.